UUUGUACAGCGAAGCCAUUAGCCAUAACCCCAACAAUGCUGUGUUCUACGGCAACCGGUGAGUAGUUUACAUCAUAGCGAAACUUUCAGAAUGAUCAUUUCAUUAAUAUGUCGGCAUGGUAGAGCUGCAGCCUACAGUCAACAGGGUAACCAUGACCAGGCUAUUGAAGACUCCAAGACCGCCAUUGAGCUUGAUCCUAGCUACAGCAAGGCUUACAGCCGUAUGGGACACGCACAUUUCUCCCUCGGUAAAUACGACGAAGCCAUCACUGCAUAUGAGAAGGGUUUGGAAUUGGAUCCUAGCAAUGCUACUCUCAAGUCAUCCAUCGAAGCUGCUCGUGGAAAGCUUAACGCUACCUCCGUUGAACGAUCAGCCAGUCCUCCCUCCGGCGGUGCCGGUGGCGGUUUCCCUGGUGGCAUGCCCGACCUUGCUGGUCUGUUAAACAACCCUGCCAUGAUGAACAUGGCUCAACAAAUGAUGCAGUCUGGUGCCUUCAACGAUUUGAUGCAAAACCCCGAACUCAUGUCCAACAUGGCCCGACAAUUCAUGGGUGGUAACGGAGGUGGUUUGUCAGAGAUGAUGCAGAACCCUGAGAUGAUGGACAGAGCACGUCAGUUCAUGGAUACAAUGGGUGGACCUAACGGUGGUGGCAAUGCUGGCAGCAACAACAACAACGAAAACAACCAAUAAAUUCCAUAAUGUAGGAAACGCACUAUCUUGGUUUCUUUAUAUAAAUUCUUCACAAUGGCAUUAGAAUCAAAAAAAGCAAAUUUUUUAUAUGUGCAAGCAGGUUU
This is a messenger RNA of Umbelopsis ramanniana AG, 794 nucleotides long. RefSeq lists its product as uncharacterized. Gene Ontology annotation, cellular component: TRC complex; membrane. The coding region runs from base 91 to 690 and encodes 199 amino acids. The transcript is spliced from 4 exons. Gene Ontology annotation, molecular function: molecular adaptor activity; protein binding. Gene Ontology annotation, biological process: post-translational protein targeting to endoplasmic reticulum membrane. The record is from RefSeq and is a predicted model, not a curated record. NCBI's taxonomy places the organism in Eukaryota, Fungi, Mucoromycota, Umbelopsidomycetes, Umbelopsidales, Umbelopsidaceae.